Molecule: messenger RNA, 1117 nt
Organism: Mytilinidion resinicola
Lineage: Eukaryota; Fungi; Ascomycota; Dothideomycetes; Mytilinidiales; Mytilinidiaceae
Exons: 1
Coding region: 32-628 (198 amino acids)
Source: RefSeq, a predicted model, not a curated record
CUCGAUCAAAACCCCCCGUCCCGACAUCUCAAUGGGCAUACAACUCUCGGCUCUCAUCUCUGCUCUCUCGUCGCAAAAUCUCAACAAGGUCAAGGCCAGGACAUUCCUCACAUGGCUCCAGAACGAGAUGGUGCAGCACGAGCCAGACGGGCCGCUUGAACCAAUGCUGAUUCCAGUACCCGCCCCACGCGCCUUAGAUCUCGCCUUCCCAUUUGCUGUUGUUGAGGGCAAGGCCUACUCGACCGGCAAACAAAUCUUCGAGGCAAAAAACCAAGCUGCAGUUUCCGGGGCUUGUGGACUCAAGAUACAGCUUGAUCUGGAUAACCUGGUAGAUCGCGGAGCAACAGGUUCCGAUGCUCUGCCCACAGCCUCGAACACCGAACCCCCGCUCUUCUUCACUAUCUGCACCCAAGGCCCCAUCCACGAGCUCUGGGCCCACUGGACCCUCGUUGAAGAUGGUGUGCGCAUGUUCGGAUCGACGCUUUUGGACAGUUGUAAUGCGUUAUUGCUGGAUCAGGGGGAGGACUUUGUGGUUGGGCUCAAUAAUAUCGGCCUUUGGGGUUUAGGGCCGUUUAUGAAAUCGGUGGUGGAGCGCCUGGGGAUAGUGGCGGGGAAGGCAAAGGCUUAGUCAUUAGUGAAUUCGCUUGCGAAUCGAACAAAUCCUCACCCUCGUGCUCCUCACACGAAGAAGACGGAGAAUCAAAUAAUGAUUCCGCCUUCGAACUCCCUUCAGCGCAAUGCUAUAGUACCAUUAUUUCACUAGCUUAGCUUGUUGGCCGUAAGGCUUUGCUAAUGCAGAUAUCGGAAUAUAGCUGAGCGAGGGUGUGGUACAGCGUCCAGAUCUUGUGCUUGGCCUUAAGGAGUGCUGCAACGUUGUGCGUUGUGGCCUGAUAUCAGGAUGUGCCUUCUUUGGUCUAGCGUCUAGUUGCUCCGGGAUUUGGCGAUUCCACAAGGGCCGAUGCUGGGCACGUAGAAACAUUCUACAACAGACAAGGGGCGCUUGCCAAAAGUCAACGUGAAGUGGCUGUUGCGGCACAGUAUUAUUGGCGCGUGCUGCAAAACGCCAUGAAACGCCAAAGCAUCUUCCACGUUACAUUCACCGUAGUUGUCCAUGUGC